Messenger RNA from Anopheles arabiensis, 3594 nucleotides. Its product is annotated as protein phosphatase 1H. Bases 663 to 2531 code for a protein of 622 amino acids. Lineage: Eukaryota; Metazoa; Arthropoda; Insecta; Diptera; Culicidae. Gene Ontology annotation, molecular function: cation binding; protein serine/threonine phosphatase activity. The transcript has 2 exons. The record is from RefSeq and is a predicted model, not a curated record. Gene Ontology annotation, biological process: protein dephosphorylation.
UCACGCAGCAGCCCGUUUGACAGCUCCGAUCGAAGCAGACAGCGAGCUUGUGUGCGUGAGUGUGUGUGUGCGUACGACAGAAAGAGAGAAGAAACACAACCAAGUGACAGUAGUGCCAGCAGCAGCGACAAGUGCGACAAACGACACACGGCGGUGAAGAGAAAAAAAGCGACACACACACGCGCACGCACGCACACAAGAAAACAGUGGAACAAAAACAUGAACAGCUAAUCUUUUCGCAAACACAGCAGCAGUAGCAGCAGUGACCAGAGUGCAGCGGAAGUGAACCCGGAAAAAAGCGCUGAAGCGGAGCGGAAGUGGAGGUGGUCACCGAGACGGCCUCCGGUGUGAUUGCGAUGGGCCAAACGGUGCUAGGUGCGGAUUAGUGGCGUUUGCAUACAUGUCCGCCGCAGCCAUCAACCGGGCGCUGAGCGAGGAAGAGUGGUAAAAGGUUGGCGAAAGGGCCCUUUACCAUUUGGCGUUCGAUCACAGAGGGUGGUGUGACCAAGUGUGUGUGUGUGUGUAUUGGGAGGAAAAGCCUUCCAGACAGUCCAUUGCUUUGAUAAGGGACAUACGGCACAGAAGGAAACCAUACGCUGCAACGAGGACCGGGCCGCUUUUCUUGGGAGCCGGAGGUUAAACGCUGCACCGUCAAGCUGGAGAUGUUCAAUCGCAUCAAGAACAGGGUGCUCACCGUGGUGGCCCCUGACCAGCCGGCCCUACCGGCCGGCCCCGGUCACCAACUGUACGGUGGUGGGGCCGGCACUGCCAGCAGCCGCACCGGCAACUCCAACAGAGACUACGAUGCGGCCGGUGGCGGCGGCGGCAAGCGGCUGCCGAAAAAGUUCCAGUACGCGCGGCCCCCCUUCCUGCAGCUGCUGACGUACGACGAGCUGAAGGCGAGCGCGGACCACAACGUGCGGCCGAUCAUCGUGCCGCGCGACAUCUCGCUGCUGCCGUGGAGCACCGGGUACGCGGAGUGCGUCAACUCGGGCAAGUCGAAGUGGAACGAGGACCAGGCCGCGUUCCACCGGCAGGUGCUGUCGCACCCGUCCCGCCAGUACCACGACCUGCCGUACACGUACUUCGGCAUCUACGACGGGCACGCGGGGUACGGGGCGGCCCUGGCCGCCGCCAACCAGUUCCACUACAUCCUGCACGAGAAGCUGGUGGACGUGAUCGAUCUGCUGAUGCCGCGGGUCGAGGGCGACGGUGGCGGGCUGGCGCUGCACGCGACCCUGCCCCACCCGAGCCUGUUCCACAAGCAGGUGUCGAAGGACGAGCUGAUCGUGGGGGCGCUCGAGGCCGCGUUCGCCGAUAUGGACGCGGUGCUGGCGGAGGACCGGGACAAGUACCGGAAUGCGGGCGGGUGCACCGCGCUGGUGGCCCUGUUCAUACUCGGCAAGCUGUUCGUCGCGAAUGCGGGCGACUCGCGCGGCGUGCUGUGCAAGCGAGUGCGGCGCCGAAAGCUGCUGCCGGUGUACCAUCGCAACGGGACGGGCGAGGAGAAGGAGGAGGAGGGGCAAGAGAAGAAGGAGAAGGAGAAGAAGGAGGAGAAGGGCGAGGGAGGCGAGGAGGAGUACGAGGUGGUGGCGGAACCGUGCUCGUUCGACCACACGCCCGACACGGAGCGGCCGCGGCUGCUGACGGUCGGCAAGCACAAUCCGGCCCUGCUCGGCGGCGAGUACAUCGCGAUGGAGUACGCGAAGAAGCCGACGACGAAGGAUCUGGGCGCCCGCAUCCUCUACCGGCAGGGCGCGAUGAAGGGCUGGACGUACAAGACGCUCACCGCGACCGAUCUGAAGAUACCGCUGAUCACGGGCGUGGGCAAGCGGAGCCGCCUGCUCGGCACGAUCGGGGUGACGCGCGGGUUCGGCGACCACGAUCUGAAAGCGCUCGGCAGCAACCUGCCGAUCAAGCCGUUCCUGAGCGCGCACCCGGACGUGGUGUGCUUCGACCUGGCGCAGGUGCGCAGCGAGCCGGCGGACGAGAACAGCGACGGCGAGUACGGCAUCCUGGUGAUGGCGACCGACGGGCUGUGGGACGUGAGCGAGUCGCAGCAGGUGGCGAACACGGUGUUCGGCACGCUCAAGCGCUUCCCGGCCGAGCGCCACCGGUACACGAUGGUCGCGCAGGAGCUGGUGGCGCGGUCGCGGGGCCGCGCGAACGAAUCCGGCCACUGGCGGCUGUCGGAUUCGCGGGCCGCCGCCACGGUGGACGACAUCUCGGUGAUCGUGAUACCGGUGCACCAGUACUACCAGGAGUACCGGGCGUGGACGCAGACGGUGGCCGCCCGCAACCGCGUGCGCAGCGCGGCGGCCAAGGAGGUGGCGGCCGUGCCGGAGGCGGCCGUUCUCGCGCGCGACCAGCCGGGUGCGCCCGGGGCCGAUCUCAGCUCCGAGUCGUCCGAGUCGGAGCCGCCCGAGGAGGCGCAGGAGGCGGAAAACAAUCUCAACACGAUCAAUGUGCCGCCGGCGGCCGGCAAACCGUCGGCACCGUUGGGGCUCGCCGAUGCGCUGCCGGCCAAGUAGGCGAAUUGGGGUUAGCAGCCGGGCGCAAACAACCCUUCCAUCCCAAAAUGGCAAGAGCAAACAGAGAGAGAGAGAUAGAUAAGGAGAGGGAGAGAGUGUGCGCGCUCAAACGAAGAAUACAAUAAUCGUUAUAAUCGUAGGAUUUGUAAGUUAAAAGUAGAGGAAGACGAAGCAAACGCACGCAAACGUGCGCUAUAUUCCACUGUGUGCUGUAGCAGGCUAGAAACAAAAAAAAAAAAAAAAACGGGACAGCAGCAAACGUCCGCAAACAUAUAUUAUCUUAAACUAAAAACACGCAAACACCUUAAUCCUAUGCGCGCUAAGCGUUCACGGUGAGCGCGACCAGUAUGUAGCAUAUUUAAAUGAAGCAGAAGAAGAUGAAGCAGAGAGGCAACACUCAAGUAUUGGAUUGCGCCGGAAGCGGCAGGCCCGGGGCACCCUAGAGCAAUUGUGUAGAGUUGAAAUGAAGAAGAGAACAAAAGCCUCCACGGCGAUAGGUUUGCAAGGAUCUAUCUCGGUUCAUCCACAGCAAUCUUAAAACGCUCUAGAGCAGAGGCAACACACCCACACACACACACCUCCUUCUUUUGGUGUGGAGAGGUAGCACGUAGGACCGAUAAUUAUUGUCACAUAAAUGCUCCAUUUGCAACAACCGGCAAGAACAAAAAAAAAUGAAGAAACUAGCAGAGGCUUACGAGAGGCUCUCGGCUUCAGUGGGCGUGUGGCGCAGACGCAGGAGCAGGAGGUUUAUGGGUAGCAGCAACUUACCUGGAGCAGAGCUUAAGGGCGGAGUAGUAGACGGAGAAGACGCUGAUCAGAAAGUGGACGGCGAGCGCGACCAGCAGCCCCGUACCGGCUGUGACGGCGCCCCAGAUGAGCUGCAGGCGCGAUGAGCAUUCCCCGGUGAAUUACAAAGUGAGAUGUGCAGUGAUUGAUGGAAGAGAGAUGAAGAGAGAGAGAGAGAGUGAGAGAGAGAGGGAGAGAAAUAGAAAACAGAAAGGGAGUUAUCAAAUGUAUUCGCUCACUUUUCCUAAAUUAAAAAGAAGAUUUCUUUUGACUAAGA